Stylophora pistillata is the source of this 4247-nucleotide messenger RNA. RefSeq names its product forkhead box protein J3. NCBI's taxonomy places the organism in Eukaryota, Metazoa, Cnidaria, Anthozoa, Scleractinia, Pocilloporidae. Gene Ontology annotation, molecular function: DNA-binding transcription factor activity, RNA polymerase II-specific; RNA polymerase II cis-regulatory region sequence-specific DNA binding. Gene Ontology annotation, biological process: regulation of transcription by RNA polymerase II. Gene Ontology annotation, cellular component: nucleus. The record is from RefSeq and is a predicted model, not a curated record.
GCGUUACGGUUGGCAAGAACGCCAUUGCAAUCAUGGCGGAGCUGAACAGUAGCCUGACAGCCAUGGACUGGCUACCGAAGCUUAGUGUUGGCACGGCUUUGAGCAGUGCUAACAAAAUGUCGAACAACAAUAACGAUCCAAGUCGGGACAAGAGUCCAUUUCGCAAACCGCCGAGCUCGCCCCUCGAUCCGAACGCGACAUUAGACGACGAGGAGGCACAACAACAUAAAACCCGCGAAAGCAAACCGCCGUAUUCUUACGCCAACUUGAUCACUUUUGCCAUUAAUAGCUCACCGAAGAAGAAAAUGACGCUGAGUGAGAUCUAUCAGUGGAUCUGUGAUAAGUUUCCGUAUUACAAAGAAGCUGGAAAUGGAUGGAAGAAUUCGAUCCGGCACAAUCUGUCACUUAACAAGUGCUUUAUGAAAGUGCCCAGAAGCAAAGACGACCCUGGAAAGGGAUCAUAUUGGGCGAUAGACCAGAAUCCACAAGAUGACAGUGCACAUUCGCGGCAAAACAGGAAAAGACGGCCAAGCGAUUCUAGGUUAUCACCAUAUGGGCCUGAAGAUGGUCGUGUCUCACCGAUUAGCCCCCAGUCCUCCCCAUGUGGAUCACCAUCCUCACCAACAUUAGCCUCACUACAUACCAGUGCAGGAUAUUAUGGUUCAUCGCCUACCAACCAGGGUUUCCUGGGAAUGUCAGCUGGGAUAUCCCCAGGGUCAUCCCCUAACACUAAUGUUGGUGGAUUUGGCGCCUCACAGAGCUAUGGAGAACCUCCAAGGAAGAUUUUCCCUGAGGUUGCAUUUGAAGAUCUUAGUGCAUCAUUUAAAAAUCUUUACAAAUCUGUUUUUGAUGCAUCACAUGGAGGAGACAGUUAUGGAGGUGGAAGCAUAGGUGCUAGUAUCUUUGCAGGCAGUCAGAACCUUGGAACAUCUGCACAAAUGUCACAGCAGCAGCAGCACCUUCAACAACAGCAACAACAACAUCAGCAGCGUCAACAACAACAACAACACCAACGCCAGCAGCACCAGCAGCAUCAGCAACAAAAUAAUCUGCUGCAAAACAUGGAACUACUCUUGGAAAGCCUUAACACUAGAAGUUUUCAGAACUUUGACCUUGGUACAUGGCAAGUCUUGAUGGACAGUAUGAAAUCUGCUGAUCUGCAAAAUAUGGGAGUGGAUCAGAAUCAGUGGCAGGAUUUUGCCUUUUCAUUUAGUCAAUAUCUUCACCAGCAAGGCUUUAUCCCUGAAGCAAACUCUGCAAGGGGAAUUAGCCCAUCUUCUUCUAGUAGUAGCAAUAUGAUGGGUAGUCCACAAGGAAUGCUUCAAGUAAGCAAUCCCCAGUUUACAUCUGGAGGCUCCCCUUUACAAGGUUCUCAACAUAGUUACAGCAGUUCAGCAAGUUUCAGCGGCAGUUCACAGCACUCGAUCCCAGGCAUCAAAGUGACAUCAAUUAAUAAUCAACCAGCAGUGGGUCAGACAGGUAAUCAGCAUACUAUGGUUGGGACAAGAGCACCGGCAUUAAUGGAUGACGAUGAUGACGAGGAAUUCGAUUGGGAUUCAUUACUAUGAGUUUGGAUACAGGUAGCAACUGUGACAUUUGUAAUUAUUAUUGGGAGGGAAGUGUACAGUAGAUGAAUCAAAGUCCAGAACUGGAAAGUGUUCAUUGACGUAACGUGUAUUUACUAGCAUGUACACUAGUAGUUUGAAGUAAACAUUAUUUAAAUAUGAAAGGUUAAAUGGCUUUUAAACAAACCUUACAGAUGAAGAGGGGGAGGAGGUAAACUUCGGCAUCCAAGCCCAUAUCUCCCCUUUCCUUAGCAGAUUUUCAAACUCUUUUGAGAACAGUAGUUUCCUUUUUAUUCAGGACACCAACAAAAUUAUUUAUUUUGACUUGGAUAAAAAGGAGCAUUACUCACUGAGAAAAUGCUCAAUUUUAUUGUGGUAUGAGUGUUCUCUGUGAUUGUAUUGCACCAAUUAGUAAUCUGCUAUUCUUUGAAUUAUUCUCAAAGUUUGUUUCUGUAAAUCCAACUAAGUAAAUCCUGUUCUCUUUCAAAUUUUUAGAUGCAAGGUCUUGGGUCCUUGAUUCAAUUUCUACAAUUAUGAUAAUAACUUUGUGGAUGAACUCUCUCUCCCAUGUACAACUUCUAGGAUUACAAUUAAGAAAAAAAAAUUAAGUAUCACAAAGAAUCGGUGGUAAAUGAUGUUAAUGAAUCAUGACCAGCUAAUGUUGUGACGUUUCUCUAAGAGAAGAAUUUACCUUCAAUUUGAAGGUAUGCUGUUUGACAUGCAUCAAACCUCUUUUGUUGACUGUGUCACAAUGAUUAGAGUGAAUGACUGGUUGUAACAGUUUUUUUUUAUUUCUAGCAGUGACAAGACAUGAUUUUCACAUGUACCUGCAUGUGAUUUCAUCCUUGAGACACUUCAUAAAAGAAAAGGUGUUCUUUUAUUUACUGACAAUCUCUUAGCACAUUUAACCAUUUUUUGAGUUUAUUUUGUAGCAGACUGAGUGCAUAGUUUUCAACGAGGGCUCUGGAAUAAUACUUUUAGGGGUUGCUGUCCCAAAGGUAUUCUUAAUUGAGCCAUAUACAUAUACCAAGGACCCUUGCUGGGUAUUUUAAGGUUGCAAUUUUUGAGAUUUGCACUUGUGUUGUAACCACAGUGUUUGCAAUUAAGUCAUUGUGAAAAGUAUCUUCCAAAUAGAGUAUUAAUGUGGGUGAAAAAGUGAAAGAAAAUUUUUAUUUCAGUCUUUGUAGGACUUACCUGUACUCCUCACUGCCAUGUCAAGGAAACUUUGACAAAAAGAAACUAAUCAGGUUGCAGGGAAAAAAAGUUAGAGAGCAUUGAAAUCAGACACUGGCAGGUUCAAGUGUCUAAAGUACUUCACUUUAGAAUGGCAGUGUGAUGGGAUCCACAUGGACAGUAGGUGUAGUGAUCACAUGUACAGUUGACCCUUUUACCCCUGAGGGUGACCAGUAUCUAAUUUCUCCUUACAAUAUCACCCCUGAAUCACACAUAAGGGUCAUGAGAAUAAAGGAAUUGAUCACAAUCUAAAGCUCUUGAUUGUUAAAGAAGCUCUCCUCAUCAGAACCUUAGGAAGUGUAUAGUGAACAGUAUGGAGAAUAUGCAUACUGAUAUUAGGGUGUUAAGGAUUAACAGUGGUAUUGGCAUAGUACCUAGAAUUUAGUCUCAGUGGUCUUUUCAGGUUGAAAGCUAAUUUUGUACGUGCAGUUGCAUCAAGUCUGGAACAGACUAGGUGACAAGUCCCUGAUAUAGAUAUCUGUGUUAAACAGCUAAGUGCAUAAUUAUUCCAAAUCAUGUUAUUUCAUUACCAUGAUUGUCACAAAAAUUCCAGUUAGAAUUAGUGCAGUGCACAGCAGCUACGAAGCUCUGUCACAGAGCAAAGAUUUACACAAAAAUUCUCUAUAAACCCCAAAGUUAGCUGUCACUGCAAUGUCCCUGUAAUGUGUUUACAGCAGCUUUGUGCACACCUUUGGUUAUUAAACCUGACUGACCCCAUCAUACUCUUACUGCACACUCAAUGAAAUCAAACAUUUUUAUCAUGUGCAAUAGUUUAGAAUUAAAGAAUUAACACAGUUUGUAGAUAGAUUUCCACACAAAUAUACACAGUAAAGUCAGUAAUGGGAGUAUGCAAUCAAGGCAAUUGCUGCCCCGCCCCCCCUAAGAGUCACACAAAUUAUUUUUGGGGUCUAGUCAUAUAUAAGGAAAACUUUUCCCAAUGAUUUUUUUUCACACAGCUAGAGGAAAUUAAUGUAAUGCUUAGUGUGUUCCAGCCUGUCUGUGUUCAAGCAACUGUUCACCUACCCCUCCCUUAAAAACCCAACAACAGUCAAAUGAUGACAAGUUAGCAUUAACAUUGGGUUAGGGGUGGGGUAGGUGAACAAAGUUAGGAUAGGUUACAAGUCCAUUUUAUGUGCAGUUUAAAUUUAUAGUUUUCUCCCUCUUUUUCCUUCCUGAGGGGCUAAUUAAAGGAACAAUCCAAAAGUAUUAAUAAUAUAUUGCAGCAUGUGUUGUAACUAGGACUUACCUGAUAAGUUUAAUAUUGAAAAUUGACCAACCUGUAGUCCAUAGAAAGGUAGACUUGUGUUUUGUGAUGUUUAUAUUAUUUUGUACAUACAUGCACAUUUUUCAUAUUUUUAAUCCAUAUUUCUUACCUUUGCGUAAAUACGACUUAGGUUUCCAUCAUAAUGUGGUGAGGUGUAAAAUUAUUAAAUACACAAUUAAAUUAUA